AUGAAGGCAUACUGGUUCGAUAACCAAGAAGGAGACCAGCGUCUCACCCAUGACUCUGGCCGCGAAGUUGAACCCUCAUACCUGGCCAAAUUAGGGGUUCUCUAUCACCAUGCACCCGAGCUCUCCACGGUCGACGCCAUCGCGAAAGACCGCAGUUACAGGAACCGCGAUGAGAUUACCGUGAGCCCUUCGGCCAUGGGAGCUGUGUACGAGGACAAAGUCAAGAUGUUCUUCAACGAGCAUCUGCACGAGGAUGAGGAGAUCAGAUACAUUCGAGACGGCGCAGGUUAUUUUGACGUACGGAGCGAAGGUGACGAGUGGGUGAGGAUUCGGUUGGAGAAGGACGAUCUGAUCAUCCUCCCUGCCGGCAUCUAUCAUCGAUUUACAACCGAUGAGAACAAUUAUAUCAAAGCCAUGCGAUUGUUUAAAGAUGAGCCUAAGUGGACUCCGUUGAACCGUGGCCCCGACACAGAUGUCAACGCCCACCGAGCAGAGUAUCUGCGACUACAGGACGCUUGUAUUUCGCUAGAAUAG
Molecule: messenger RNA, 534 nt
Organism: Exophiala aquamarina CBS 119918
Lineage: Eukaryota; Fungi; Ascomycota; Eurotiomycetes; Chaetothyriales; Herpotrichiellaceae
Exons: 2
Coding region: 1-534 (177 amino acids)
Molecular function (GO): acireductone dioxygenase [iron(II)-requiring] activity
Source: RefSeq, a predicted model, not a curated record